ACCGGAAAUGGGCUGGGGAGUGUGAGGCCUCCCUGGCCAGGCUCAGAGCCUCCGCGCCGCACCAGCCCUCAGUGCGCCUGCACCCAAGACCAUGGAGGUCGCCGGCCCCAUGCUGCUGCUGCUGGCACUGCUGUGGGUGAAGCCCAGCCAGGGUCUCGAGUGCUUCCAGUGUGUCAACGUCCUGGACCCCCGCCAGUGCCACCCCGUCCUCUGUCCCCUGCAGGCUGGAAGCUGCCCGUCUGCUGUAGCCACUGGCACUAUCAAUGGGCAGAAGUUCAGCUACAUUACCAAGGGCUGUGGCGUUCCCUGUGCCCACGUUAUGAAAUUUGCCAGUCUUGAGGUCCCUGGAGAGUCUUACCCCAUAAAAACUGAGGAUGGACGACAGAUUAACAUGAAGAUUGAAAACAUAAAAACGACCUGCUGUGAAGGAAACCUCUGUAAUGAGGCUGCCCGAGUUUGGCCUGGCCUCUGGGACCUGGCUGUCAGGGGGCUCCUGCUUAGCCUGGGCGCCCUCCUCUGGGCCCUGCUGUGAGCCCAGCCCACCCUGUCACUGCCCCUGGUGGGUAAAUUAGAGGAGGGCAGGGUGGUUGCCCAGUGCAGCCCUCAGUUCCCUGCCCUGAUGCCCCUGCCUGGCCACCCGGCAGCCCAGAGACCCCCCCUCACCCCAAAGCCCAGAGAACCCCUCACCCUGCAGCUUAGCUGCCUGCUGGCCCAAAUAGAAAAUGCACAUGCUCAGU
This is a messenger RNA of Cebus imitator (Panamanian white-faced capuchin), 737 nucleotides long. RefSeq names its product lymphocyte antigen 6A-2/6E-1-like. The record is from RefSeq and is a predicted model, not a curated record. Lineage: Eukaryota; Metazoa; Chordata; Mammalia; Primates; Cebidae. The transcript has 3 exons. Gene Ontology annotation, cellular component: plasma membrane. Bases 92 to 532 code for a protein of 146 amino acids.